AUUUAGUCUAUUUUGAGUAUUUUCCCUUCAGCUGUCUGUAAGCCAUUCACUUUUCUCUCCCGCCCCGUUCCCGCUCCCGCUGCCGCUCUGUUAAUUCGCUUUAUUUGCAUCCAAUCUUUCUUUCAUUCUCUUAAAUUCGUCUACUUCUAAUUCUUUUAUCAGACUCAAUUUUGUGUGUUCGAAUUUAUCAAAUUUGUUUAGAUUGAUCCAAGACAUGAAAGGACGCUCGAGCAAGAAGACAAAGAAGGCAUCGCCGUCGGCAGCCGGAGAUCAGCAGUAUGCCAAGGGAUUAAGCUCGUACAAGGCCGCUUGCAACCUAGAUGUAGAUUUGCAGACUUUUGAUACGACGCUGCAAGCGCGGACUAGUUGCGUGAUCAACACGCUCGCGGACGGCUUGGAGGUACGGGCGCCUUCGUUAGAUUCGCUCAAGGAGGUGAUGGGAUGUCUUCGUGAGAUGAACCAGGAGGUGGUGAAGGUAAUCUUGAAGUGCAAGGAAGAUGUGUGGAAGACUCAGCAGCUGUUUGAGCUCGUUGAGGAGUAUUUCGACAACAGUUUGCAGACUCUGAAUUUCUACAACGCCUUGGAGAAGUGCCUGCAGCGCGCUCGCGAUAGUCAAUUGCUCAUCCUCGUCGCACUGCAGCAGUUCGAGGAGGAGACGGAGGUCGGAGGGAGUCGGUAUGUUAGGACGCUGGAGAAGCUGAAAAUUUUCAAGGAGGCAGGGGAUCCGUUUACAGAGGAGUUCUUCCUGAUGUUUCAAUCGGUUUAUAAGCAGCAGAUGCUGAUGUUGGAGAAGCUGCAGCAGCGGAAGAACAAGCUGGACAAGAAGCGCAAGCGCAUCAACGUGUGGAGGAAGGUUACGAGUAUGAUUUCUCUCUGGAAAAUUUGUGAAAAUGCAUUGAAAUGGCAGAAGGAGGUGAUUAGUUCAAUGCAGGCAGGAAACUAUGUUGCCAUUAAGGAUCUGGAUAACAUCCGAGUACUGAUCGAUCGGCUUGAGAUUGACAUUGCAGCUCUGUUACAGAAUGCAGAUUUUGCAAUUGAGGAAGAACCUGUGAAAAUUGUGAUAGAAGAGAUCAAGAAGAAGAUGGAGGUGUUUAUGAAGAAUGCGGAGAAUUUGGGGGCACAAGUUGAUCUCUGCAGCAGUGACAUUAGGGAGGCAAGGAGGGUGGUUCUGCAGAGGAUAAUCAAAAACCCCAACGACUAAAAGAUGGGAAGAACAUCAAUGGAUAACUGCCGCUAAUCCCCAAAAAACUCAACCAGCUUCACACAGUGAUGAUGGUGAUGAUGAAUACAAAGUAUGCCGCAGGUCCAGCCACACAUCAUGUACAUAUUCAUGGUUUUUUGUUCUAGAUCUGUAGAGGAAUAACUGAAGACCUUCAUUCAGAUUCACCCCUGUUCUUUGUAGGAAUUGUAAUAAUGUUUGGAGAUUGAACUCCUUAUUUAUUCACUGAAUUUUUUCCUACAGAAUUGUUUCAUAU
Rubroshorea leprosula is the source of this 1475-nucleotide messenger RNA. The record is from the annotation of a GenBank genome assembly. NCBI's taxonomy places the organism in Eukaryota, Viridiplantae, Streptophyta, Magnoliopsida, Malvales, Dipterocarpaceae.